UCUACCUACCUGGCUCAGUUCUCUAUAACAUAACAUGAGGGCUAGACGCCACACUGGUAAUCCAUGUCACUAUGAACAGCAGAUGAAGAGACGUGGUGGGAUAUCGUUUGACCGUUCAGACAAGACCGCCUUGUAUGUGCGCAUGCUGGGUGAUGUCCGAGUAAGGCCCAAACCUGACACACGGACGGAUAAACGACAGGCGUCGCUAACAGAGGCGGAGCACCGCAGUUUAGAAAAAUUAGCUUUAAAAGAGUACAAGACAAGGUGUGGUUUGAGAUUCCGCAGUGUUCACAAAUCCAGCCGUCAUCGUCAGCCAAUCAUGAAGCUUUCUCCUGAAAUCAUCUCUUUGCUAGAUGGCCAUUACAGUGGCCAAGCACAGUGCCUUUUAAGCUGUGCUGGUGAUUGGACAUUUGAUGUGUUCCAACUGGACAGAGUGACCGGUGGACGUUCACUUCUCCAUGUCGCCUUACAUGUGUUCCAGGAGCAUGAUCUCAUUCGAACCUUCCAGCUGGAUAUUGUCAAACUUAUGAGAUGUAUCACAUUGGUUGAAGAAGGUUACCACGGUGAUAAUCCAUAUCAUAAUGCUGUUCACGCUGCGGAUGUUACACAGGCUAUGCAUUGCUACCUCCUUGAGAAGAAGCUCAAAGAUUAUCUUACUCCAAUAGAAAAACUUGUGGCCAUCUUUGCUGCCAUGACACAUGACCUUGAUCAUCCAGGGGUCAACCAGGCAUUCCUCAUAGCAACAACCAAUCAUCUCGCUUCAUUGUAUAAUAAUAGCUCUGUACUUGAAAAUCAUCACUGGAGAACGGCUAUCGCUGUGCUACACGAGUCUGAACUGCUCAAUUCCCUAGAUGCUCAACAGUGGCAGAGUAUAGAGUGGCAGCUGAGGUCACUGAUACUGGCCACAGAUAUUACCCGUCAACAAGAAUUCCUCACCAGGUUCAAGAAAAUCCUUGAUGGAGAAGCGGAUUUUGAAUAUGAAAACAACUUUGAACACAGACAUUUCCUUCUUCAGAUUGCGUUGAAGUGUGCUGAUAUUUGCAACCCUUGUCGUCCCUGGGAAGUCAGCAAACGCUGGGGACAACAGGUGUGUGAGGAAUUCUUCAAACAAGGUGACUGUGAGAGACAGCUUCAGCUACCUGUCACCCCUAACUGUGAUAGAAACCUCACAACUGUGGCCAAAAUAAAUGCUGGUUUCAUGGAGUAUGUGUGUUGUCCAUUGUUCAGAGAAUGGCACAGAUUUGAUCCGUCAGAAACCAGCGCAAAAAUGUUAGAAAAUAUAAACUAUAACCAGAGAAAAUGGCAGGGUGUGAUAGAAGCAGAGAAAGAGCAGAUGAUAGUUCCCCCUGUCAAAGUGCUGGGCAAAAUACAACUUGGUAAUGCUGACAGUAGUUCUAACAGUGCUGAUGCAUUGGGCGACAGGAAUGACGAUGACAAGGAGAACUGUCCUCUGGAGGAACAGCCCGAGGAGGAAGGGGAAAUCGUGGAAAUCACCCAGUACAGGACCAUAGUGUUUGGUGAAAUUGAACCUAGACAGGAGGAGGAGCUUCAGUCUACAUGUCGCAGCUUGUCACCUGUCUCGGAGGACUUGUCUGUCAAAGGACGGCCUGUGGCAUUGUCUGGGCGACGUCACAGCAUGCCUCACUCAGUCAUACGGCGGGAGUACACACGCCUGACAGUGCGGCGGGAGAGCUUCCCAAGGGCACAAUACUCCCGCCGUAGGAGUCUGCCCAAAACACCCAUCUAUCAAGCUACCUCAUUUGACACUCUUGUGGGCAAACUGUCCAUGUACGAUGGAGAGAGACCUCCGUCUAAUGGGAACAAAACGUUGUCCUUAGAAACUCUCAUCUCCAGACCCAAGAUCUCCAACCUGAGUCCCAAUGUGGAGGCCAGUCAGCUUGUUACUAGCUUGUCUAAGAGACGCGACCUCUUCCACGUCGUGUCUCAGAAUCCUCCUGAUCAGAUCAAGGCCUUCUCCUAUCGCAGGCCUUCCUCCCCCAACCCCGUGCGGCAUCUUGAGCUGGCUGCCAUCCAGCGGGGCGGAGUCACGCCUACUUCCAUUACCUCAGGGGAUGUCCCAUCACAAACCACAACAACAUCAAUGCAGUCCAGUUGUAGUGAACCCAUCAGCCUCUCUCAGUCACACAUGAGGAGCCGGUCAGAACACCACUGACCAGGGCACUAUUGUUAGCUCUACUCCAUCUUUCUCAGGAAUUUUCCAGGGUAAUGUCAGGAAAGUGCUGACAAAGAGAGCCAGUGGUUCUCCUGAAAGGCUGAACAGUUCCGAGUGAUCUCGCAAACCCAUGUUAACAAUGGAGGUAAUUUUCCUGAAAAUGGCACAAGUGAUCAUGGUUGAAAUCUCACCUGGGUGCAUGGAACUGAUCCAGUGCAGGUGAUUUAGUGGUGCAGGAGUCAUUUUUGCACAUAGAACUGAUCCAGUGCAGGUGGUCUCAUGGUGCAGGAGAUGACAUCAUAGUUGAGGAGUCGUUCGUUGGGCCUCCCAAAGUUGAGGAAUCAUUCACGUACUUAGGGACAUUUGGUUCAAAUGAUAUCGUUGGUGAGGAGUCAAUUGUGUGCAUAGAGCAGCUGUAGUGCAAAAGAUCUCAGAGUGCAGGAGUCAUUUAUGUACCUGGAGUAGACCCAGUACAAGUGAUCUCAUGAGUGCGGUGUCAUUUUGGCUCCUAGAAUAUAUCUGAAAGGAUCUUGUACAUCUUGUUUAGUGGAAUUCAUCAUUUCCAGUGCAUUGUGAAAGCUGUGAAGACGUACAUGUAAGAUCUUUGUAACUGCCGAAUAAGGUGCCAGUGAGCUAGCCUGGUUAGUUGUCUCCCUUUUAAUAGUAUGCAGCCAGCUAAUAACUGAUCUUUGUCUCAUUGACCAAGAAUGAGAUGUUUUGUCAAAGGUGAUGAACUGUGAGAUAUACCCCAUUUUGAGAUGAGCAGUUUGAGGGAGAUGAACAGUAAAUGAGGCGUAUCCCUCAGAGAGGAAUGAACAGUGAGAUGCAUGUACAUGUAUUCAGCAUAUGGAAAAGUGAGGUGUUCUUCAAAGAGGAAUGGACCAUGAGAUAUUCAACAUAUGGAAAUUUGAGGUGCUCAUCAAAGAGGAAUGAACAGUGAGAUAUUCAACUUAUGGAAAUUUGAGGUGUUCUUCAAAGAGGAAUGGAGAAUGAGAUAUUCAACUUAUGGAAAAAUGAGGUGUUCUUCAAAGAGGAAUGGACCAUGAGAUAUUCAACUUAUGGAAAAGUGAGGUGUUCUUCAAAGAGGAAUGAACAGUGAGAUAUUCAACUUAUGGAAAUUUGAGGUGUUCUUCAAAGAGGAAUGGAGAAUGAGAUAUUCAACUUAUGGAAAAAUGAGGUGUUCUUCAAAGAGGAAUGGACCAGGAGAUAUUCAACAUAUAGAAAUUUGAGGUGUUCUUCAAAGAGGAAUGAACAGUGAGAUAUUCAACAUAUGGAAAUUUGAGGUGUUCUUCAAAGAGGAAUGGACCAUGAGAUAUUCAACUUAUGGAAAUUUGAAUUGUUCUUCAAAGAGGAAUUUACCAGGAGAUAUUCAAGAUAUGGAAAUUUGAGGUGCUCUUCAAAGAGGAAUGGACCAGGAGAUAUUCAACAUAGGAAAAUGAACAAUUUGAGAUGUUCUUCACUGAGAAAUGGACCAUGAGAUGUUAACCCUGAGAGUAUGAAUUGUGUGGGUUUGUCCUCGAACAGAAUUCAUCUGUGAAAUGCAGUUAAACAGCAUGAGCUAUUCUCAUUUCAUAGUAGAAACUGUAAUGCUUAAUACUUUUUUAACUUGUUAAGGCAGCUGUUGCAGCAUUCAGUCAUUUGACAACAGACGGUUCAGUCAUUUGACAGCAGACGGUUCAGUCAUUUGACAACGGACCGUUUUGUCAUUUGACAACAGACCAUUCACUCAUUUGACAAAAGACGGUUCAGUCAUUUGACAACAGACGGUUCCGUCAUUUGACAACAGACGGUUCCGUCAUUUGACAACAGACCAUUCACUCAUUUGACAACAGGGGGUUAUACUACCAUGUGCUGAAGCAUCAUAACGUUAUGUUUGUUUUCUUGCUACGACUGUGAAGGGUAUUUUAUAUUGGAAUUUUACUGUUGACUCUCCGACCCCCCACCCCAGCCUCCACAAACUUGGGUGGGAGUCACAGGCUACAGUGUUAACCAUUCACAUUGCUUGCUGGGCACAUAGAGACAUCAUGAAGAGGUGGGCAGCUUUCAAAUCAACAUGGACACCUUACUCCAGAGAACAAUAAGCACAGAUCUCAAUGUUAGUAGGACAUUCCACACCGUGACCUCAAUUCACAAACAGCAGCUUGGUACAGAUAUUACAGGCUAGUUUUGGUAAAACUCAUGUCUAGAUUCCCCCUAACACCCCCCCCCCCACCCCCCGACAGUUAAACUCAAAUCCUAUACAAGUGGUGUGUCUUUGAGAGAAAACAGUUACAGUUGCCAACAUCUGUAUUUGUAAAUGAAAAUGUUUUUGCUUCCUCAGUGAUUGCAACAAGAUUUAAAUACUUUUGUAUCAGUUCCUGAAUCCCAUUUACAGGCAUUUACGUUGGCUGAAUUUGUGAUCAUGGAGAUGCAUAGAGGUGUGUACCUGUAGACCCAUUCCUUUAGCAGAAUAAAAUCAUAAUAUUUCUUGUUGUACCUAAAAUGUGCCUGGUUUGCUAUCCAGAAUGUUUCCAUGGCUUAUUUCAUGUAUACUAUUUGUAACAUGUCUUGUUUCUCUGAUAUUUACACUGUUACUAUAAGACUAAGAACAUAUGGAAGGUGUUGACAGAACUGCACAAGUGUUAGGAAUGGUUGUGGACUGGUCGUGGAUAGCCUGACAAACUUUGUUGUGAAUGUAGGAAACAGGUAGUUAAGCCUAUCUGUGGUUGUAAUAGAUUAUGCCUUGAAUUAUGGCCAAAGGUUGUUGUAAUGCAGUAUGCUUUGAUGCAGUACAUCUACAUUGUGGCUGUAAAUCAUUCGCUGCAAUACGUGUGACUUGUAUGUUCUCAUUUGAAAAACUAGCUGUUCAGUACUAGAAGUAGAAAUAGGCAAGGAUAUUAAAUCAUGACCAUGGAAACUGAGAUAUACAAUCAUAAGGAUAUCCAGGAAAGGCUGAAUUGAUCGGAAACAUGAAACUAAACAUUUUCCAGUGGCAAUAGUUUUUAGCAGGCAAGAAGUUUUUAUCAUAUUGUUUGCAAAUUAGGGUUGUGGGAGUACAUGUAAAUGCAGCAAGAAGCAUGGACAAGAACUGAUCUUGGCAGCUACCAUUUUCCUCUACCUCUGUUGGGGCAUUACAUGGCAUAGCCUGAGUUUUCCAGAUUGUCAAUGAGACGUGAAUGAACAAUUUAGACUUACGACAAGAAAUACCUUGCCCAUGAAGUAGCAAAGACAAUUAGCUUUUCCUAAGUUACGACUUGCAUUACAGUCCUGAUGGCAUCCAAGAAGAUGUUGGAUUAGAAAUUUGGGAAUAAGAUAAUGCUGUAGUCUCCUUGAUGUAGACACAGCCAGUCUUAAACUGUGCAAGAUGUUAGCACCACGCAUUGAUGUAGGCUCAGUCUUGCGCUGUGUAAGAUGUUAGCACCACACGUUGACGUAGGCUCAGCCAGUCUUACACCGUGUAAGAUGUUAGCACCACACAUUGAUGUAGGCUCAGCUAAUCUUAUGCUGUAUACAAUGUUUGCACCACGCGUUGAUGUAGGCUCAUCCAGUCUUACACUGUGUAAAAUGUUAGCACCACACGUUGACGUAGGCUCAGCCAGUCUUACACUGUGUAAGAUGUUAGCACCACACGUUGACGUAGGCUCAGCCAGUCUUACACCGUGUAAGAUGUUAGCACCACACAUUGAUGUAGGCUCAGCUAAUCUUACGCUGUAUACAAUGUUUGCACCACGCGUUGAUGUAGGCUCAGCCAAUCUUACACUGUGCAAGAUGUUAGCACCACGCGCUGAUGUAGGCUCAGCCACUCUUACACUGUGUAAGAUGUUAGCACCCCGCGUUGAUGUAGGCUCAGUCUUACACUGUGUAAGAUGUUAGCACCACACGUUGAUGUAGGCUCAGCCAAUCUUACACUGUGUAAGAUGUUAGCACCACACGCUAGUAUUAGACUCCGUCAAUCUUAACACAUGUUGAUGUAUACUGAUAUUGGCCUGAGGGCAAUAAGCCAUACUGGUUCAGUUUCAGGCCAGUGGAAUAUAAAUCACAAAAAUCUCAGAGAAGCAAAAUCAAACUAAAAUCUUAUCAAAAAUUAAUGCCAGAGCUGUUUUUUUUUUCCUUUGAUGGAUAAAUCAGUGAAUUAGUGGAACGUUUAUUCCUUGGAUGGGUCAUCAAUUGAUACAUGGUUGUGAGUAAUGCUUUCCUAGCUACACAUUUCAUGGUGCUAUUUAUUUUCUAUCUGAGCUUGUGUGUUAUAUUUUUGUCAUCUGUGCCCAUAAGUCUAGGUUUACAUGGACUCAAGUUGGGCAAACCUGGUCAUGGGUAGAGCCGCUUUCCUCCCACCAUGAUGCUGGCCACCGUUGUACACGUACAGGUGCAUUACUCUUGCAUAUGGUGUAACAAGUUAACAUGGAGAUGCACGUACAUGGUGAUAAUGUAUUCUAGACAGGAUAUGACAGUAGAACUAGAUUUUGUGUCAUUCUGGUUUGUAUAGUGUAAAAGCUGUUGUGAGUUGACGCCAUGUUUUGGAUGGGUGUAACUUCUCUUUGGUAACUGUUAACUGCACAGCUGAACACCGUGGUUGUCAUUGGCGAAAGAUAGCAUCAUCCUGGAUAUGCACAUGCACUCUAGACAAACACUCCCAAGUUCCAUCACAUCAACAUGCUGGCACUUUUAAACUCUUCAUGUUCUCUGCGUCUUUCUGAUAGAUGCACUUUUUAUGUGGCACACAAGCCCACAUACAACAAAUGAUGAUCACUGAUAUACGUAAAUGUUGCCAUAGUUACUGAACUGUUUUGUAUGUUCGAGGUAUUCCAUCUCUCAUUCAGUAUUUUCUAGCCAGCCGCACUUAGAUAGCCUUUCAUAAAACUCCUUACGUGCAAGUUUAACAUUUUGUAACCUUUCAUGCAUGCAGUGACUGACUAGGCCCAUUUUGAAAUGCGCAUGUAUGGUUUUUGUGUGAAAACGUAUAUCUACAGAAAUUUGGCAUGUAACUGUUACCUUGCAAUUUCUUCAAGUUUGGGAGUGGAAGGUCGCCGUUUUUACCAUCCUUUAGAUUUUAUAUUUGUUAGAUUGUCACCAAAAUUAUGUCUGUAUUUAUAAAGGUAACUAUAAAUGUUUAUAACUAUAUGUUAAAAUGUUUUAUUGUAAAUAUAUUUAUUUGUUUCACUGACUUCAGCAGCCCUAGAAUGCUGAGUUUUAAAUUAUGGACUGGGCGAACUUUGAUGUGUACUCUCUCCUGUGAAGUUAACCUACACAUAUUGGGGGAUUUGCUGUCAGCAUUUGUGUUUAUACUUGUUUUCAAGGUCAAGGUCAUUGUAAUCCAUUUGUAUUAUUUCAUACUGUUGAUGUAAUUUAACUCUUUAAAAUAAUAAAAUUUCUAUAUUACAACUUCA
Messenger RNA from Liolophura sinensis, 7539 nucleotides. Its product is annotated as high affinity 3',5'-cyclic-AMP phosphodiesterase 7A-like. The transcript has 15 exons. Gene Ontology annotation, molecular function: 3',5'-cyclic-nucleotide phosphodiesterase activity. Bases 35 to 2173 code for a protein of 712 amino acids. NCBI's taxonomy places the organism in Eukaryota, Metazoa, Mollusca, Polyplacophora, Chitonida, Chitonidae. Gene Ontology annotation, biological process: signal transduction. The record is from RefSeq and is a predicted model, not a curated record.